Raphanus sativus (radish) is the source of this 1269-nucleotide messenger RNA. RefSeq names its product FAD synthetase 2, chloroplastic. The transcript is spliced from 5 exons. Bases 126 to 1244 code for a protein of 372 amino acids. Gene Ontology annotation, cellular component: endoplasmic reticulum. Lineage: Eukaryota; Viridiplantae; Streptophyta; Magnoliopsida; Brassicales; Brassicaceae. Gene Ontology annotation, biological process: riboflavin biosynthetic process; C-terminal protein methylation. Gene Ontology annotation, molecular function: protein C-terminal S-isoprenylcysteine carboxyl O-methyltransferase activity; FMN adenylyltransferase activity. The record is from RefSeq and is a predicted model, not a curated record.
GAGAGUUCUUGUCAUAAAACCUAAACCAUAGUUGUAGUAGGUAAGCUAAGCUCCGGCGGAGAGUCUCCGAGAGAGAGAGAGCGCGAGCUUGCUUUUGGCCGAUCGUUAAUUUCGAGGCGGGGACCAUGUUGUGCGGAGGCUCACGUGCCUUGCAGCAUUUGUCCGAUUACCAUCAUCACCAUUCAUCGAUCGGAUUAGGAUUAGUUUUUUGCGGUGCUAAGAUCGUUCAGCUCUCUUCGUUCUUCCUCAGGCCUUCUCAAGCCAUAGCGAGAGGUCAUCUCAGCCAUAGAUUGCGUCACCGGAUGAUUUAUUCAUCUCGGUUUCACUACAAGACUUCCACCGAAACGCCUAUCCUUCACAACUGUUUCAGCCAGCGAGAAGAUAAUCCUGAGCUUCCAGCUGAUGGGUCAACUCCUGUUUCAGGAGGUAUUGUUGCUCUAGGGAAGUUUGAUGCCCUGCAUGUUGGCCAUAGAGAGCUUGCCAUUCAAGCUUCCAGAGUCGGAACUCCGUAUCUAUUAUCUUUCGUUGGAAUGGCUGAGGUAUUCGGUUGGGAGCCUAGGGCUCCAAUAGUGGCCAAAUGUGAUCGCAAACGUGUGCUUACCUCUUGGGACUCAUACUGUGGAAACAAAGCACCAGUAGAGUACGAGAUUGAAUUUGCCAGCGUGCGGCAUCUUACCCCACGAGAAUUUGUGGAGAAGCUAUCAAAAGAGCUCAGAGUCUGCGGAGUUGUGGCAGGCGAAAAUUAUAGAUUUGGAUAUAAAGCUUCGGGUGAUGCCUCUGAGCUAGUGAGAUUGUGCGAGGAGUAUGGCAUCGGUGCUUACAUCAUAAGCUCUGUGAUGGACAAGAAGCAAGACUCGGAGAAGAGAAACAACUCAGGAGGGGGGGACUCAAAAGACAGAGGGCAAGUCUCUUCUACACGUGUACGCCAAGCUCUCGCAGCGGGAGAUAUGAGCUAUGUAACAGAGCUUCUCGGCAGAGCCCACCGGCUUAUCUUGCAAGUCAACAGCACCGGAGAUAUGCAGAACGAAAGAAGGAUCUCGGUGCCGAGAUCAUCAGUGCUUAAUCUUCCUCCUGGAAAUGGGGUUUACAAGGCAUGUUUGGUUCUUGCUGGUGGUGAUGAGCCUUCAGUUCCGUGUAGCGUAGUUGUUGAUGCAUCAUGUAUUCAUGUAGAAACAGAGGAGCUACGACUCUGUAAUUCAGAUUGGUCUCAAGAGUUGAAACUCUUGAGUGUUGAGUUUGGUUGAUUCAAUCUUUUUGAUUAGUUCGUAA